UGCGCAUGCGCCGGCCGUUUGGCUCUGGGGCUCGCGAGAGGCGGGGGCCCGAGGUUGUUGUGGAGCGGUUGGAAGCACGUGAAGCGCGCAACGUCAUCAUAAACACUAGUAGAGAAAAUGGCGGCUCCUGCCAGCAGCAAGGUUGUGUAUGAACAAGAAGGGGUUUUCAUUCAUUCCUCCUGUGCAAAAAAUGAUGACCAGGACAGUAUAAUAUCAGGAGUACUACGUGUCAUAGAACAGGAAGCUGAAGUAAUAGUAGACUGGAGACCAUCGGAUGAUACUUUGGACUCUUCCAAUAUCCUCUGUGCUGGAAAGGCAGGGGUCAUUGAAACCAAUAUCUCACUCCUGAGGGAUUCCAGUUCAGUUGUAGAGUGGACACAAACCCCUAAAGAAAAAUCUCCACGAGGGUUGGACCACCAGAAUAAUUAUGAAGCAGAAUGGGACAUGGUCAACACUGUCUCGUUUAAAAAGAAGCCACGUUCUAAUGGAGAUGCCACAACUCAUGCAAAUGGAGAAAGCAAGUGGUCAUUCCAGUUCAAUUUGACAGAUCUGAAGUCAAUCAAACAAAACAAAGAAGGCAUGGGAUGGUCUUAUUUGGUAUUCUGUCUAAAGGAUGAUGUCAUCCUUCCAGCUCUUCACUUCCAUCAUGGUGAUAGCAAAUUAUUGAUUGUGUCCCUUGAAAAAUAUGUGGUGUUGUGUGAAUCUCCACAGGAUAAAAGAAUUCUUCUUGUCAAUUGUCAGAACAAGAGUCUUUCACAGUCUUUUGAAAAUCUCCUUGAUGAACCAACGUAUGGUCUAAUACAGGGAGAACUACUAGACAGAAGAAAGACAUUUUGGGCGGUUCACCAUUGGAAAAAGUUGAAGAAGGAUCCGUAUACAGCAACUAUGGGAGGAUUUUCCAAAGUGACAAACUAUAUUUUUGAUAGUUUGCGAGGAAGUGACCCUUCAACUCAACAGCGACCACCAUCUGAAAUGGCAGACUUCCUCAGUGAUGCUAUUCCAGGACUAAAGAUAAAUCAACAGGAAGAACCAGGAUUUGAAGUUAUUACACGAAUUGAUCUAGGUAAACGACCUGACGUUAUCAGAAGAGAACCAGUGUCUGCUGAAGAAUGGACUAAGAACAUGGAUUCAGAAGGAAGAAUCUUAGAUGCUGACUUCAUAAAGCGCAUGAUAUUCAAAGGGGGACUCUGCCAUGCUUUGAGAAAAGAAGUAUGGAAAUUCCUUUUGGGUUAUUUUCCUUGGCACAGUACUAGAGAGGAAAGAACUAAUUUGCAAAGAAGAAAAACAGAUGAAUAUUUCAGGAUGAAACUUCAGUGGAAAUCAGUCAGCGAUGAGCAAGAAAAACGAAAUUCAAGAUUAAGAGACUAUAAGAGUCUUAUAGAAAAAGAUGUAAACAGAACAGAUAGAACAAACAAGUUCUAUGAAGGCCAAAAUAAUCCAGGAUUGAUCUUGCUUCAUGACAUUUUGAUGACCUAUUGUAUGUAUGACUUUGAUUUAGGGUAUGUUCAGGGAAUGAGUGACUUGCUUUCUCCUGUCUUGUAUGUCAUGGAAAAUGAAGUGGAUGCCUUUUGGUGCUUUGUAUCAUACAUGGAUCAAAUGCACGAGAACUUUGAGGAACAAAUGCAGGGUAUGAAGACACAGCUAAUUCAACUGAGUACUUUGCUUCGCUUUCUAGACAGUGGAUUUUGCAGUUACUUAGAAUCUCAAGACUCGGGAUACCUUUAUUUUUGCUUCCGAUGGCUUCUGAUCCGAUUUAAAAGAGAAUUUAGCUUUCAAGAUAUUCUUCGAUUAUGGGAGGUAAUGUGGACAGAGUUGCCUUGCCAGAAUUUUCAUCUUCUCAUCUGUUGUGCUAUCCUGGAAUCUGAAAAGCAGCAAAUAAUGGACAAGCAUUAUGGUUUUAAUGAAAUACUAAAGCAUAUCAAUGAACUGUCUAUGAAAAUUGAUGUGGAAGAUAUACUCUGUAAAGCGGAAGCAAUUUCUAUCCAGAUGAUGAAUUGCAAGGAAUUGCCUCAAGCAGUUUGUGAGGUCCUGGGGAUGGAGACCAGUGCUGUUACAACACCAGAUUCGGACACUGGAGAAGAUGAAAGUGUUACUGUGAUGAGGCGUUCUUCAUCAACAUAUCAGAAUAUCUCAAUGCCUGUAACUGCUGCCAAUGGAACAAGAGAUAACGCACAACACAUGGCUGUGACACAUAGUGCCCAAAGAUUGACACCUACAUAAUUACACUUGGUUAAAUUCUUGAAGAGACACUUUACUGCAGCUCUUUUUUUUUCAAGCACUUGAGAGGUGGAUGUUUAAAAUUUGAUGUCUGAUUAAGCUUUAAGGUUUUGGAAAGAAAUUCUGUACUGUAAUGCUCUUGCAUUAAAGCUUUACAACAUGACCUGA
This is a messenger RNA of Gopherus evgoodei (Goodes thornscrub tortoise), 2385 nucleotides long. It is a transcript of the gene TBC1D15, whose product is annotated as TBC1 domain family member 15. The coding region runs from base 118 to 2220 and encodes 700 amino acids. The record is from RefSeq and is a predicted model, not a curated record. NCBI's taxonomy places the organism in Eukaryota, Metazoa, Chordata, Testudines, Testudinidae. Gene Ontology annotation, biological process: activation of GTPase activity. The transcript is spliced from 19 exons. Gene Ontology annotation, molecular function: GTPase activator activity.